GGAGGGGAUAAAUUAGGAGUUUGGGAUUGACAUACACACUACUAUAUAUAAAACAGAUAACCAGGCCCGACCUUCUGCACCGGUCGCGCGCCCCACGCCCGGCGGGGGCCUCGGCGCCCCUUGGUCCCCGCGACCCCACGCGCUCGCUCGGGGGGUGGGGAAACUCCAGGGUCCCCUGCCCCACACCACUGCCCCUUCUUUCUCGGGCAGACCCCCCCAACCCCAGCCUGUCCCCCACCCCGCCGUCGCCUGGCCCCCCCAGAUCGUCAAGCUCCGGAGUCGUGGCGGGGGGGGCCUCCCGGAUCGGCAGGAUGUACCCCCAGGGAAGGCACCCGACCCCGCUUCAGUCCGGCCAGCCCUUCAAGUUCUCGAUCUUGGAGAUCUGCGACUGCAUCAAAGAAGAAUUCCAGUUUCUUCAGGCUCAGUACCACAGCCUCAAGCUGGAGUGUGAGAAGUUGGCCAGUGAGAAGACAGAAAUGCAGCGACAUUAUGUCAUGUACUAUGAAAUGUCCUACGGGCUCAACAUCGAAAUGCAUAAGCAGGCCGAGAUUGUGAAGCGCCUCAGUGGGAUCUGUGCUCAGAUUAUCCUCUUCCUGACUCAGGAGCACCAACAGCAGGUCCUGCAGGCCGUGGAGCAGGCCAAGCAGGUGACAGUCGGGGAGCUGAACAGUCUCAUUGGGCAGCAGCUCCAGCCACUGGCCCACCAUGCCCCCCCUGUGCCCCUCACCCCUCGCCCAGCGGGGCUGGUGGGCGGCAGUGCCACGGGGCUGCUGGCCCUGUCGGGAGCCCUGGCCGCCCAGGCUCAGCUGGCUGCGGUCACCAAGGAGGACCGGGCAGGUGUGGAGGCAGAGGGGUCCAGAGGAGACAUGGAUUCGAUCUCUGGACUUCACUAA
This is a messenger RNA of Cervus elaphus (red deer), 893 nucleotides long. RefSeq names its product transducin-like enhancer protein 2. NCBI's taxonomy places the organism in Eukaryota, Metazoa, Chordata, Mammalia, Artiodactyla, Cervidae. Gene Ontology annotation, biological process: regulation of DNA-templated transcription; negative regulation of canonical Wnt signaling pathway. Gene Ontology annotation, molecular function: transcription corepressor activity; protein binding. The record is from RefSeq and is a predicted model, not a curated record. Gene Ontology annotation, cellular component: nucleus; transcription regulator complex. Bases 312 to 893 code for a protein of 193 amino acids. The transcript has 2 exons.